AUGUCUACUAAGAGCGUCGUCAGCGACAGCGAUCGCAUGCUCCGAAAUGUCACGAUCUGGAUGUGGCUACCAGCCUUCCCAUUCCUUCUGGCCCAUGGCAUCAUGACGAACCAGCUGCGCCCAGUGCUCGGCAUCAUCCCUGUGACAUUCUCAGCGAUCUCUGGGUUGGUGCAUGUCUCUGGACGGGCGAGUCUCCUCCACGCUUUCUUCGUUUUCCGCGAGACGUUCAGGAUCAAUUGGAGAUACUGUCCUCACUGCCACAUGGACCUCAACAUCAACGUCUACACCCAUGAAGACAAGGCCAUGUUUCAGGACUCGAGCAAUGGCAAAGAGUCUUAUGGUCCUGUCACGUUCGUCGAUCAGGAGCACGACAAUAGCUCUGCGAGCUCCAGCAAGAUGACCAUUGUCGCUUCUGCUUCGCAGUACAAACAGCCCCGGCCAAGCACCGACGACGAGACUGCCCGGCUGGUCUGA
This is a messenger RNA of Fulvia fulva, 474 nucleotides long. RefSeq lists its product as uncharacterized. NCBI's taxonomy places the organism in Eukaryota, Fungi, Ascomycota, Dothideomycetes, Mycosphaerellales, Mycosphaerellaceae. The transcript is spliced from 2 exons. Bases 1 to 474 code for a protein of 157 amino acids. The record is from RefSeq and is a predicted model, not a curated record.